AUGUCCUCAAAAGAAUCUCAUAGAAGAUCAAAUCGAAGAUCUAUAAAUACAUAUCGAAUCGUAGUUCUACAAGUACAUCGAAUGUCACUGAUGAAGGAUCAAAUGGAAGUUCUUCUAGUGAUGACUACAAACAUUAUAGAUAUCGAAAGGGUGAACACAUCAAGGAUUAUAAAAUAAGAAGACAUAUUUCCGAUGGGACUUUUGGAAGAGUUUUUGAAAGUGAGAAGAAGGAAAUUUCUAAAUCCCUAUGCCAUGAAGAUAGUGAGAAGCAAUCAUGCUGAAAGUGCGUAGUAAGAAGCAGACAUACUAUUUUAUUUGAAAAAGAAAGAUUUAAAUAGAUAUUUUGUUGAAAUAAUUGAAAGCUUCUAUCAUAGAGGAUAUUAUUGUAUGGUGUUUGAGAGACUUGGACCAAGUUUAAAUGAUAUGCUAAGACUGAAUCAAAAUCGUGGGAUUCCUAUGCAUUUGAUUAGAAGCAUCAGCAGAUAAUUAAUUAAAAGCAUUGGGCACUUACAUGAAAUAAAAUUGACUCACACAGAUCUAAAACCAGAGAACAUUCUAUUUAGUAGAAUUCGUCAGUUGUAGAAACAGAAUGACUUGUAUCUCCCAGCAGAUCACAGGAUCAAGAUUAUCGACCUUGGUGGAGCUGAAUUCGAUGAUGAAGACCAUAAUUGUAUAAUUAAUACACGUCAAUAUAGAGCUCCUGAGGUUCAGUUGUAGUGUUGUAGAUGGGAUUAGAAAAGUGACGUGUGGGGAAUAGCUUGCAUCAUCUUUGAAAUGUACACAGGACAUUUACUAUUUUAAACAAGGAAGAAUGAAUUCGAACAUAUGGCUUUGGUUGAGAAGGUAACUGAAUAGAGUUUUCCUCAUUGGAUGGCAAGUAAUGUGAAGGGGUGCUUAAAACAUUGUUUCAACGUCAAAAAUGCCACUAAUGGAAAGUACUAUAUAUGGCCAUAGGGAACAACUACAAAGGAAAGUGUACUAAAGGUGAAGAAACAGCAGAGUCUAAGGGAAAUGAUACUUGACCCUUUGCUUAGAGAUUUAUUAGUCAAGAUGCUAGAAAUUGAUCCUCAUAAAAGAAUAAGUUGUUCUUAAGCCUUGGAUCACAAAUUCUUUUUAAAUUGA
Paramecium tetraurelia is the source of this 1122-nucleotide messenger RNA. RefSeq lists its product as uncharacterized. Gene Ontology annotation, molecular function: ATP binding; protein kinase activity. The record is from RefSeq and is a predicted model, not a curated record. Gene Ontology annotation, biological process: protein phosphorylation. Gene Ontology annotation, cellular component: nucleus. The transcript has 5 exons. NCBI's taxonomy places the organism in Eukaryota, Ciliophora, Oligohymenophorea, Peniculida, Parameciidae.